Messenger RNA from Punica granatum (pomegranate), 2146 nucleotides. NCBI's taxonomy places the organism in Eukaryota, Viridiplantae, Streptophyta, Magnoliopsida, Myrtales, Lythraceae. The record is from RefSeq and is a predicted model, not a curated record.
CACUCUCCCUCCCUCCCUCGCCCUUCGAGGCAGAGGCUGAAGCUGACGCAUGACGACGAUGAGGCUGAGCUGGUGAUCAUUGGGGGUUUGGUUGGUGUCGACGGAAAUGGCGGUUUCUUCUCCUGGCACGAGCAGCAGGCCUAGGACCAGGAACGAUCAUUAUUCCGAGCCGUUCUUCGCUCUCUGCCAUGGGGACCUCCUCCACAACGUACUCCACAGGCUGCCAGCCCGCUCCUUCGCAUCCGCCGCCUGCGUCUGCAAGACCUGGCACCGCGUCUCCAAUCAGAUCCUCUGCCGCCCUCUCCUCGCCUCUGCCCUCUCCCUCAAUCCUUCCCCCUUCGGUGCUUUGCUGGAAGUUCUGGACAAGGUUUUAUCAGACCCAAUUCGACCCCACUUCGCCAUUGUCAAUGUUGCAACUGAUUGUGACUUGUCAUCAAUGCUUAAGCUUACGAGUAAACGCUUGGGAACUGCAACUCCUAUCGUCGUAUCCUACUCUGUCGGAAUUAUUGGAAGACAUGCCUCCACGGAUGAAGUCUUAGAGGUCCAACGGGGAGAUGACGAUAAUGGGGGUCGGGGUGUUGCAUUGACAGUGGGAUUUGUACCAGGAUUAAAAGUUGAUGCUAUACCAUUGAUGCAACAGCGGGAGGGUACCAUACUGGUCGAUGAGUUUGUUCUAGAUAUCAGACAGUUCUCUGCUUCUGUCUCAGGUCAGCAAUUGCCUGUUGGAAUUGUGAUGUUUGGGAAUGGUCAUUGUGAUCUCAAGCAUGCAAUAGAGAAGCUGGAUUUUGCCAUGCCUGUGGAGACGGCCGUUGUGGGUGAUGAAAGAAGCCAUUUUGUUUACCAAACUGUAGUUAAAAAAAGAAGUUUCUUUGACUCUGAUGGUGGUCAGGGCUACAUCAAUAAUGCUGUUGCUCUUACAUUUGUAAGAGACAGAAACAACAUUCACGGUUUAGGGGAAAUAAAGUUUCAUGUGGCAUUGUCAGAAGGUGUGUCAGCCCUGGGUCCAAUUUACAAGGCAGCUUCAGUAAGAACAAGUGAUCAUUCUACUUGGCUCACUGCUAGAAGAGAGGGAAGCCGAGAGAUUCUUGAUGGCCAAAGAAUGAUGAUGAAUAUUGAUGAAGAGCUAAAUAAUCGAAUUGGCCAUCCCGAUCUCUAUAUUGGAGUCACAAAGAGAAGAAAAUAUGCCAUUGGAUCAGAGAAGGCAGGUGUUAUGACAUCUUUGUCAUUCCAUAACAUUUUCAGAGAAGACGAAGAAUAUCUGUAUGUUGAGGGUCUUGGCAUUAGAACAGGGGAUCCCUUCCAAUUUUAUGCUCCAGAUGCUGCAGUGGCAUCAUCGACUUGUGAAAAAGUAAGUGCAAGCCUCGAAAGGUUAAAUAUGGGCGUGCCUGCAAGUAACUCUCACCAGACAGUGGCUACUUCAUCACCAGCAGCAAAGGAAAGUGUUAGGAAGGAGGAGGUCUUUGGAGGCUUCAUAUUCUCGUGCUGUGGACGCAGCGAGUAUUUCUUUGGACGCCCCAAUGUUGACAGCUCUCCAUUCAUCAAGAGCUUGCCUGGAGUCCCGUUCGCGGGAGUCUUCUGUAGCGGGGAAAUUGGGCGCUGCUCGGGAAGUUUGAUGGAGCAAAAUCCGGAAGGUGGCACACCUGUCAAUCCCUGUUCCCAUGUGUAUAGCAGCAUUUAUCUCGUGAUGACCUACACUCCACCGCCAUCACCAGCAGAGCAGUAGGCGAGUCACAGAACGAGAAAAGAAGAGAACACUCGUUUAUUUCUGUGAAUGGGUGGUGGAUGAAUCAUGGUGGUAAGUUAUUAUACAGUACUUACCCCAGCAGCAGCAGCACUUUUUUUUUUUUUUUGGUUGUUUCAGUUGGUGGGACAGGGACGGUUGAAAAAUGUAAUACAAAGAGUGUGGUUGAGGCAAGAACAAGUUGGUUGCCUCGUAAAUGAAAUAGUAGUGUAUAGUACGGGGGGGGGGGGUUGGGCAAGAAGGCGGCAGCGGUAAAUGAAUCACCCCAAAAAAGGAAGUGCUCCAUAUGAUUAGGAGAUUUCAUGUGAGGUGAUGGAGCGAGCGAGGGAGCGGUUGGUUCCAAAGCCUUUUUAUCAAUGUUACAGAAUAUGAAGAAACCAAACGCAAGCAGCCAAGCUUUCAAAA